AUGCUAUUGGUCUAGAGCUGCAUCCAUCAUAGGAUUAUCUGUUUCGGGGUAGGUUGGUACAAUGGAACGAACACCAACGCUUGAGAGAAAGCUCUGCAUUUAAAACGCCCAGAGAAGAAUCAGCAACUACCGUACCUCGUUUUUUUUCUUCAUCUUCCUCCUAUUUUCCUUACCAGUACGGCGUUGUCAUGACGAAUGCACAGGUUGCCUGGGAUCGUUGACUGCCAAUAAGUGAAUAUUCUUUCAGUACUUCCCUCCUAUACAAGCACAGUUUUUUUCGCGUGCGAUUUUUGGGGGGAUACCGUUUGGAUCCUAGGCUAAAAUAAACCAGAUCCACGUUUGCCCGCCUGCAUGUUGUCAGCAAGAUUAUUGCGUUGGCUAUGUAGUGUAAUAUAGACAGGUAUCCGCAUAGUGUUAAUCUCUGUGUUCCGCUACCUUCUUAAGUGGAUUGCACAUCACCAGUCAACGAUUUCUUCAUCCUCCGACCUCGGGUGCUGUGGACUCAGAGGAAACAUGGGACUGCCUGCUCUGGAGUUUAGUGAUUGCUAUCUGGACAGUCCACAGUUCCGAGACAGAUUAAAGUCUCACGAACUGGAACUGGACAAGACCAACAAAUUCAUCAAAGAACUAAUCAAAGAUGGGAAGGCGCUCAUCCAAGCAUUGAAAAAUCUGUCCACGGCCAAGAGGAAAUUUGCAGAGUCUCUCAACGAGUUUAAGUUCCAGUGCAUAGGAGACGCAGAAACGGAUGACGAGAUAUGUAUUGCAAAGUCUCUACAGGAGUUUGCUGGAGUGUUGCAGAACCUGGAGGAUGAGAGAACACGGAUGAUUGAAAAUGCCAAUGAUGUGCUGAUCAUGCCGCUGGAGCGCUUCAGGAAGGAGCAGAUCAGUGCUGCCAAGGAAGCCAAGAAGAAAUACGACAAAGAGACAGAGAAGUACUGUGCUGUACUCGAGAAGCACCUGAGUCUAUCAGCAAAGAAGAAAGAAGCACAUCUCCAUGAAGCAGACAGUCAGGUGGACCACGUACGGCAGCAUUUCUAUGAGGUGUCUCUGGAGUACGUGUUCAAGGUGCAGGAAGUCCAGGAGAGGAAGAUGUUUGACUUUGUAGAGCCGUUGCUGGCAUUCCUUCAGGGGCUGUUUACUUACUACCAUCAUGGGUACGAACUGGCCAAAGACUUCAACCACUUCAAGACAGACCUCACCAUCAGCAUUCAGAAUACGCGGAACCGUUUUGAAAGCACCCGGUCUGAGGUGGAGUGUCUGAUGAGGAAGAUGAAGGAGAACCCCCAUGAACACAAGAGCAUCAGCCAUGACACCAUGGAGGGAUACCUGUUUGUACAAGAGAAACGUUCUUUUGUGUCAACCUGGGUCAAGUACUACUGCACCUACCAUCGAGAGCCCAAACGAGUCACCAUGGUCCUGUUUGACCAGAAGUCUGGAGGCAAAGUGGGAGAGGAGGAGAGCUUCACUCUGAAGUCCUGCACAAGGCGGAAGACGGACUCUAUAGAGAAGAGGUUCUGUUUUGAUGUGGAGGGCGUAGACAGGACUGUAUUGACAGCUGAAGGUGAGCCUGUAUCAGUGUGUGUGUGUGUGUGUGUGUGUUGCAGGUCGGGGGUGAUCACCAUGCAGGCUCUAUCGGAGGAAGACCGUAGGCUGUGGAUGGAGGCUAUGGAUGGGAGAGAACCGGUCUAUAACUUAAACAGAGACAGCCAGAGUGAAGGCAUGGUCCAGCUGGAUGUGGUUGGCUUCAACGUUGUGAAGAAGUUCAUCUAUGCUGUGGAGACCAGAGGCAUCGAUGAGCAGGGUCUGUACAGGAUUGUUGGGGUGAACUCCAGAGUACAGAACCUACUGGGUCUUGCCAUGGAUCCUAAAACCUGUGCUGACGUGGAGCUGGACAGUACAGAAUGGGAGAUCAAGACCAUCACCAGUGCAAUCAAGUUCUACCUCAGAAUGCUGCCUGCACCUCUCAUGACUUAUCAGUAUCAAAGGAGCUUCAUCAAGGCAGCCAAACGUGACAAUCAGGAGGCGAGGAUCACAGAGAUCCAUAGCAUCGUCCACUGGCUCCCAGAGAAGAACCGGCAGAUGCUGGACCUGCUUACGAAACACUUGGCAAAUGUGGCCAGUCACCACCAGCAGAACCUGAUGACUGUGGCCAACCUGGGGGUGGUGUUCGGCCCCACUCUGCUGAGGCCGCAGGAAGAGACUGUGGCAGCCAUCAUGGACAUCAAGUUCCAGAACAUCGUGGUGGAGAUCCUCAUCGAGAACCACGAGAGGAUAUUCAAGGACAUGCCAGUUCCGGGAGGUGGCCCGGCCAACCUACAACUCAACCUGCAGCCGCGGAGGAGGAGCACGGAGAGCAAGGCCCCGUCCUGCAGCGAGAGACCCCUCACCCUCUUCCACACACCCACACACUCCCAGAAAGUGGAGGAAAGGAACAGUGUGGUAGUGAACUCUACUCUAGAGCUCCAGCAGCCGCAGCCAGCCCAGGCCAAGGCCCCCCACAACAACCCUUCAGCCACCCCCUCCUCCUCAGCAGCGGUCAACCAUAACAGCAGUGGCAGCCACGGCCACAGCUGGACCCCGCGCAACAGCCUGACCAGCACUGACGGAGACCAGGACAGGGGCCUGACUGCCAGUCAGAACUCACAGAUCCGCCCAAACUCACUGCUGAACCCAAAGAGCCGCACCAGUAUCCCAACGAGCCCAGCCUCACCCAGCCCCACCUCACCACGCUCCCCGUCCUGGCCGAUGUUCUCCGCACCCUCCAGCCCCCAGCCAGCCUCCUCCACCUCCAGUGACUCCUCCCCAAUCAGCAUCCCAGGCAGGCAGGCUAGGGCACUCUACGCCUGCAAAGCGGAGCAUCACUCUGAGCUUUCAUUCAUCGCAGGGACCACCUUUGAAAAUGUUCAUUCCUCCAGGGAGCCAGGCUGGCUGGAAGGCACCCUGGACGGCAGGACGGGCCUGAUACCGGAGAACUAUGUGGAGUUUGUGUAGUCCUGGAUCAGGACUGAACUGGAGAGACCACGCAGCUGCACUGUGCCCCUGCAGCUUAUUGGAAGUCUGGAGCACAGAGGGCUUCCUGCUGUGCAUGGUCAUGAAUCUGGAAUUCAGUAGCAGACUCUCUCUCUCUCUGUGUGUGUGUGUGUGUGUGUGUGUGUGUGUGUGUGUGUGUGUGUGUGUGUGUGUGUGUGUGUGUGUGUGUGUGUGUGUGUGUGUGUGUGUGUGUGUGUGUGUUGCAUUGUUGCUACAAAAGCUCAUUCCCCUGUUCAGACAGUCCUUAGUUCAUUGCACUGCCACUGCUUUUAGUGUCUUCUAUCAUCAGUUGAAACUUUGGAAGAUGUUUCCAUUUUGGGGCGGGAAAAAAGUAAUUGGUCUGAGGUCUGAGUAAUUGGUCUGAACUUCUCUUCCUGUGUACUGUCUGUAGGAACAGGGCGGCUGGUAGCCUAGCGGUUAAGAGCGUUGGCCCAGUAACCCAAUGGUCGCUGGUUUGAAUCCACAAUCUGACUAGAUGAAAAAUCCAUUGUGCCCUUGAGCAAGGCACUUAAGCUUAAUUGCUCUUGUAAGUCGCUCUGGAGCGUCUGCUAAAAUGUCAAAUGUCACAAUGAAUGGAGUUGACUGUAUGGGGUGCUUUCAUCUCUAAAUGAUAGGGGGGUAUUUUUCAGCGAGUAUCGCUAUAAAUGUGAGCGCCUUGGAAUGGCAACCCGGUAUUCCCCUAGACAAGAUAGACCACAACUGCUGUUUACCUACCUAUACAGUACAGCGGUGGGAGCAUCCAGAAUAUCUUAACUCUUAAUAGUUUUUUUUAUUUAAGAAAUUGGAACUACUGGGUGAAAUUGUCUCAAAAAACCUAGAAAGUUAACUUAACUGUUUUCAUUAACUGAAUUUAAUUUUUUUAUUUUCUUAACAGGUAGAGAGUGUAAAAAAUGUUUUAAUGUGAAACUAGACCACUUAUGUUAUUUAUAUACAAUUUCAAAGCUGAGAUCUGAACUGUAUUCUUUUGGAGUGUAUUAACAUUGUAAAUACAUUUGAUAAGGUAUCAUUUUUUAAGUAUCACAUUUUGUAUUGUAGCAUACUAACAGAUUUUUUUUUAGCAUCUUAGUUGCAAAAUUUUUGGGGGCAUCUAUUUCCUGUCCAUUGGGAGCCUGAAUAUUCUUUCUGAUCAAUUGAAUCAUGAACAAGGUUGUAUAGAAGAUAAUCUAUUAAAGACCAACAUUGAACUCGCA
Molecule: messenger RNA, 4220 nt
Organism: Salvelinus fontinalis (brook trout)
Lineage: Eukaryota; Metazoa; Chordata; Actinopteri; Salmoniformes; Salmonidae
Product: rho GTPase-activating protein 26-like
Exons: 24
Coding region: 514-2991 (825 amino acids)
Biological process (GO): signal transduction
Cellular component (GO): cytoplasm
Molecular function (GO): protein binding; GTPase activator activity
Source: RefSeq, a predicted model, not a curated record